This is a messenger RNA of Myripristis murdjan (pinecone soldierfish), 9731 nucleotides long. RefSeq names its product APC regulator of WNT signaling pathway (gene apc). Gene Ontology annotation, cellular component: catenin complex; beta-catenin destruction complex; cytoplasmic microtubule. Gene Ontology annotation, molecular function: beta-catenin binding; gamma-catenin binding; microtubule binding. The record is from RefSeq and is a predicted model, not a curated record. The transcript has 18 exons. Bases 239 to 8164 code for a protein of 2641 amino acids. Gene Ontology annotation, biological process: cell fate specification; Wnt signaling pathway; pattern specification process. NCBI's taxonomy places the organism in Eukaryota, Metazoa, Chordata, Actinopteri, Holocentriformes, Holocentridae.
AAAAUGGCGGCGCGGCGGAAGAGCCCCGACACAAUAACGCCUCCUUAGAAAACACAAAACUUAGCUGAACUUUUCCCCGCCGGGUUCGGAGCCCGUCCCGUCCCGGACCGGACCGGCGCGCUCCCGGGGUCGUGACGUCACCCGUCCCGGUUCGGCGCCGCGGCCCGGAGAUGAGCCCCUGAAGUCCGUCGAGUUUGCGGCGGAUUCGGCCCGUUUGGCUCCUCUGAAGCGCUCCAAGAUGGCGGCGGCGGCGUCGUAUGACCAGCUGCUGCGCCAGGUGGAGGUUCUGAAGAUGGAGAACUCCAACCUGCGGCAGGAGCUGCAGGAUAACUCCACCCACCUGAGCAAGCUGGAGACCGAGGCCUCAAACAUGAAGGAAGUGCUGAAGCAGCUGCAGGGCACCAUAGAAGAAGAAGCCAGCGAGGCCGGCGGCUCACAGCUCGAGCUCAUCGAGCGUCUGAAAGAAAUGAGCCUGGAGCCGUCGGGCUUCAAGCCGCGAGCGAAGCCCCCGGGCGGGCCGUCCUCCUCCAGCAGCUCCGCCUCCUCCGCCUCCGGCUCCGGCUCGGGCUGCGGAGCCGCCGCCGCGUUCCCCAGGAGAGGCCCUCUGCCCGAUGGAGGGCCCGGCCACGGGGCCCCGCCCUACCUGGAGGAGCUGGAGAAGGAGAGGUCUCUCCUAUUGGCUGAGCUGGAGAAGGAGGAGAAGGAGAAGGACUGGUAUUACACUCAGCUGCAGAACCUCACCAAGAGGAUCGACAGCCUGCCGCUCACUGAGAAUUUCUCGCUGCAGACCGACAUGAGCCGGCGGCAGCUGGAGUUCGAGGCUCGACAGCUGCGAGCCGCCAUGGAGGAGCAGCUGGGCUCCUGCCAGGAGAUGGAGAGGAGGGCGCAGGCGCGUGUCACUCGGAUCCAGCAGAUUGAGAAAGACAUCAUGCGUCUCGGUCAGCGGCUGCAUGUGCACGCCCAUGUGGACAAGGAGGUGGAGGGAUUGCCGGGGCCGAGCGAUGGCAGCGGAUUGGCCGGUGCCCAGAGCUCUGGCAGCCGAUUGGACCAUGAGCCGACCAGUGAGGCGAGCCUGGGGGUGGGCUACUCAGUCCCUCGACGAAUCACGAGCCACCUGGGAACCAAGGUGGAGAUGGUGUACAGCCUGCUGAGCAUGCUGGGAACUCACGACAAGGACGACAUGUCGCGCACGCUGCUGGCCAUGUCCAGCUCGCAGGACUCGUGCAUCGCCAUGCGACAGAGCGGCUGCCUGCCGCUGCUCAUCCAGCUGCUGCACGGCAACGACAAGGACUCCCUGUUGCUAGGUAACUCGCGUGGCAGUAAGGAGGCUCGUGCGCGCGCCUCGGCGGCGCUGCACAACAUCGUGCACAGCCAGCCGGACGACAAGCGCGGGCGGCGGGAGAUCCGCGUGCUGCACCUGCUGGAGCAGGUGAGGCUGUACUGCGAGACGGCCUGGAGCUGGCAGGAGAAGCACGAGAGGGGGGCGGAGCAAGACGACAACCCCAUGCCCUCUCCGGUGGAUCAUCAGAUCUGUCCGGCGGUGUGUGUUCUGAUGAAGCUGUCGUUUGACGAGGAGCAUCGCCACGCCAUGAACGAGCUCGGCGGCCUGCAGGCGAUCGGCGAGCUGCUGCAGGUCGACUGCGAGAUCUUCGGUCUGACCAGCGACCACUACAACGUGACGCUGCGCCGCUACGCCGGCAUGGCGCUCACCAACCUCACCUUCGGAGAUGUGGCCAAUAAGGCCACGCUGUGCUCCAUGAAGGGCUGCAUGCGCGCCAUGGUCGCCCAGCUCAAGUCGGAGAGCGAGGACCUGCAGCAGGUGAUCGCGAGCGUUCUGCGGAAUCUGUCAUGGCGAGCCGACGUCAACAGCAAGAAGACGCUGCGCGAGGUCGGCAGCGUGGGGGCGCUGAUGGGCUGCGCGCUCGAGGUCCAGAAGGAGUCGACUCUGAAGUCGGUACUGAGCGCGCUCUGGAACCUGUCGGCGCACUGCACGGAGAACAAGGCGGAGAUCUGCGCGGUGGGCGGGGCCUUGGCCUUCCUGGUGAGCACGCUGACGCACCGCAGCCACAGCAACACGCUCGCCAUCAUCGAGAGCGGCGGAGGGAUCCUACGCAACGUCUCCAGCCUCAUCGCCACCAACGAGGCCCACAGACAAAUCCUGCGUGAGCACGGCUGCCUGCCCACGCUGCUGCAGCAGCUCACCUCGCACUCGCUCACCAUCGUCUCCAACGCCUGCGGGACGCUCUGGAACCUUUCCGCCCGCAACCAGCGCGACCAGGAGGCGCUGUGGGAGCUGGGCGCUGUCGGCAUGUUGCGGAGCCUCAUCCACUCCCGCCACAAGAUGAUCGCCAUGGGCAGCGCCGCCGCCCUGCGCAACCUCAUGGCCAAUCGGCCAGCUCGAUUCGCCAAAGAUGCGGCGGUGGCGGCGAUGGGCGCUUCUUCUUCGGGGGUUCUGACACCGUCACUUCCCGCCCGGAAACACAAAGCCCUGUUGGACGAGCUGGACGCGCAGCAGCUGUCAGAGACCUUCGACAACAUAGACAACCUCAGCCCCAAAGCAGCCAAUCGGAAAGCAAGAAGUGGCGGAGGAGGCGGGACUUAUGAAUCAGGAAGUAGGGAGAAAGCAAAAUAUGCAAAUGUGGCAGUUUUGGAAGGAAAAAAGGUUAAGCAGAAGGGGAUUGGGGGAGAGAGGGAGGAGGGGAAGUGGGGUGGGGUAGUGGGCGGGGUUUUGGGGAGUGAUGAAGUCACCUAUGCCAGGAAUUUCCCGCCAAAAGCAGCAGCAGUGGCACCUCCGCCACCGAAAUUCGAAAACCGAGCAUCUAGCGAUAGCCUGAACAGCGUGACGAGCGCUGAUGGGUACAAGUCAAAAUCCGAGGCGUGCUAUUCAUCGGAAGAGUGUGAUGCCAUCGGGGUGGGCGGGGCGAGCAGCGGCUCCAAGUUCUGUGCAUACAGGAAGUACCCAGCAGAUCUGGCGCACAAAAUCCGUAGCGCCAAUCAUAUGGAGGACGAUGAUGAUGCCGAUUUGGACACACCCAUCAACUAUAGCUUGAAGUAUUCAGACGAACAGUUGAAUUCUGGGAGGCAGAGUCCAAAUCGGACACAGGAAGUAGGGGAAGAGGAAGUAGGAAGGAGAGGGGCAGGGUUUCGGGGCUAUACAGGAAGAAAAGAAACAGGAAGUGGGGGGGACACGGGUGGGAUGCGACGUCAAAGAUUUGUGGUGGUGCCGCCGGCAGGCUAUGACAUUAUGGGCAGCGGCGAGGACGACAAGCCGACCAACUACGGCGAGCGCUACGCGGAGGGGGAGCGGCCGGAGGAGCAGCCAAUCGACUACAGCCUCAAAUACGACGUCACCUCUGUGGGGAAUUCCGCUCCCUGCUCAGUAUCGUCUUCUUCGUCGGUGUUUAAAUCACCAACGAAAGAUGCCGCAGGCUCAGCCCCUUCCUCAGCUGCUUCAUCGUCCUCUUCCACAUCCCUGUCAUCUGUUUCAGCCCCCUCGACCAAUCAGAACACUCAGCUUCGCCCCCAGAACGCAACGGCAGUCAGCAAUGCUAAUCCUCGCAUCUUGCCGGGAAAAAUCAACCAGGAAACACUUCAGACAUACUGCGUGGAGGACACGCCCAUCUGUUUCUCACGUGGGAGUUCACUGUCAUCACUUUCAUCGCAGGAUGAUGAUGAUGAUGUCAUUGAUAGGAAGGGGCGUAGCCAGGAAAAAGGUGGGAAUGACUACCCGACACUUCCCAUUUCUGAAAAGGAAACACUGGAAAAGAGGCGGCGUGAGAAAGAAACCAUCCAAGCUGUAAGUGCCAUUCCAAAGCCGAAGCGAAGCCACGCCCCUUCCCAACAGAUGACAUCAUCAUCAGGCGCCCACACGCCAAAGAGUCCGCCAUUAUUGGAGGACGAAACACCGCUGAUGUUCAGCCGCUGCACGUCUCUCUCCUCACUGGAUAGCUUCGAGGCACCAUCGUCGCUCGCCAGCUCGCUACCCAGCUUGCCUUGUGGCAGCAGCGGUGUGCCGAGUGGCGUGGUGAGCCCCAGUGAGCUUCCUGACAGCCCAGGCCAGACGGCACCGCCCUCCAGGGCCAAGACGCCACCUCCUGAAGCAACAAAAGCAAAGGAAAUGGCGAAAGAAGCAGAGAGGAAGUCAAAGCGGAGAGGAGUGAACGGUGGCGAAGAAAACGAAAGCAGUGGUGAUGUUUUGUUGCACUUUGCUACUGAAUCCACGCCGGCUGGGUUUUCGCGAGCAUCCAGUCUGAGCGCGCUCAGUUUGGAUGAGCCGUACAUACCCAAAGAAGAUGAAAAACUCGGAAAAAUGACAAAGAAAAUCAAGAAAAGUGGCGAGGAAAACAUUGAAACCGAAAGUCAAAAGGAGAAAAAGGCUGCAAAUCAGACACAGAGGGAGGCAGAGCCAGCUGAGCUUCUCGACGAAUCAGAUGACGAUGAUGACAUCUCGAUUCUGGAGGCGUGCAUUAACUCUGCCAUGCCUAAAUCUUCGCGGAAACCCAAAUCAAAAACGACAGCGCCGCAAAUUUCUGCCACUGUGUCAGUCUCUUCUUCCUCUUCAGCACCGUCUUUGCCAUCUUCUUCUACUGCGAUUAAUCGCAGCAGCAGCAGCAAACCAAGCCAACUUCCUGUCUACAAGCUUCUACCAACUUCAGCGGCCAUGCAGCAAAGCCGUGGCCAAUCACAGCCCAGGAAAACAAUGAUGAAAACAGCAACGCCGCCCAAUGAGGAAGUCCCACGCGUCUACUGUGUCGAGGGAACGCCACUCAACUUCUCAGCUGCUACAUCACUCAGCGACCUCACCAUUGACUCGCCACCGGCUGAGCCACUCCUCCUUGCCUCGCCACUUCCUGUUCUGCCCCUCCAGUCCACUUCUCCCAAUCAGAACCAGAGGAAACGGCAGGAAAAUCUACCAGAAGGUGAUGAAAACGAAGAAAGUGAAGCCAUUUUGGCAGAGUGCAUCAGCGCUGCCAUGCCUAAGGGGCGUCGCCAAGCCCCACCCCCUCCUGCUGCACAUCCCCCUCAAGCUGCACUUCCCCCUCAAGCCCCGCCCCUUCUCUCAGCACCCACACCCCAAGCGCCACCUCUUCCUUCUGGUCCCAAACUUCCUGUUUCCUCUUCCUCAUCAUCAACGUCAAAUUCAUCGCAGCAACAGAAACUCCUCCUCCUCCAAUCACAGCAAGGGGGUGGGGCUAAAAAGAAGCCAACAUCCCCUGUGAAGCCAAUGCCUCAGAAGGCAUACACCUCCUCAAUUGCCAUGGUGACCAAAGCAGCCAAUCAGAAACCAGGAUUUGCCUUUGACUCGCCGCGCCACUACACACCGAUUGAGGGAACACCAUACUGCUUCUCACGAAAUGAUUCGCUGAGCUCGCUGGACUUUGAUGAUGAUGAUGCUGAACAACAGGAAGUCAUAGAGGAGGAGGGGGAGGGGCAUAGGAGAAGGAGGAGGCGGAGCCAGGAGGAGAAACGUGCCAAAACAGAGGGAAAACGAGAGGAAAAGCGCCAAACCAACACAGAAAUUUUGGCCAAAUUUGAGGCAGGAAGCGAGGAGAAAGCACAGAAAGGGGCAGAGCCAAGACCGCCGCCACCACCCCAGCCAGUGAGUGACGAGCGGCAGCGCUUCGCUGCCGUAGAAGACACGCCCGUCUGCUUCUCCCGCAACUCCUCAUUAAGUUCAUUAAGUGACAUCGACCAGGAGAACAACAACAAUGAAUUCCCACCAAAACACCAGGAAGUGGAGGACAAGUCUCUUCCUGUUUCCACGGCACCGGCUGCUAUGGGUGGUUCUGAAGGACAGAAGCCACGCCCACCUGUGGCAUCAUCGGGUUACGCCCCAAAGGCCUUCCAUGUUGAAGACACGCCCGUCUGCUUCUCAAGGAAUUCUUCUUUGAGCUCAUUAAGCAUCGACUCUGAAGACGACUUGCUGCAGGAAUGCAUCAGCUCUGCAAUGCCCAAGAAGAAGAAACAAGGUGGGAAGACAUCUGCCACCACUUCCUGUAUCCCAGCAUCACUUCCUAUGCAAACAGCAUCACUCCCCAGAGAGGAAAUUGGUGAAUCGCAAGUCGAUGAGGCCGGCUGUAGCCCCGCCUCCCCUGACUCAGAGUCCUUUGAUUGGAAGGCGAUCCAGGAAGGCGCCAACUCAAUUGUUAGCAGCUUAAACCAAGCUGCUGCUGCCGCUGCCUGCUUCUCCCGCCAAGCGUCUUCCGAUUCAGACUCUGUUUUGUCCCUCAAAUCUGCCGGGUCACCAUUUCACCUUUCAGCCAAUCGGAGAACAGAACCUGAAGAUGAGGAGGAAGUGGAUGAAGAGGAAGAGGAAGUGGAGGAGGAGGAAGUGGCAAAAAAGAAAGGCAGGCCACGCAUUUUGAAGCCGGAAGACGCGAAGAAGAAAGAGGAACAGGAAGUGAAGUCAGUUAAAGGCGGGAAAAAGGUGUAUCGGAGUUUGAUUACAGGGAAACCGAGGGAGGCGAUGAUAUCAUCAGCAAGCAGGGGGCGGGCCAAGCUGGCUGGCUCCGCCUCCAGAGCUGGGCGAGCCAAUGAGGACGCAGGAGGAAGGGGGAGAGGUGGAACUGCUGCAUCAUCAUCAUCUCGUGAUUCGACGCCAAAUUCUCGCCAAAGUUCAAAUUCGGGCAAUCUGAUUCGUUCUAAGCUGUCGCAGCUGCCUAGAACUGCAUCACCUGGAGGGGCCGGAGCCUCUGCCUCAGGAAUAACGGUGGGCGGGGCUUGUGGAAGCGGGGGCGGAGCCGCCAGAGCUGCGUUUGGAUCCAAAUCACGGCAAAGCAGCGGGAUUCCUAGGAGCGAAUCAGCAUCUAGAUCUUUGACAACAAACAGGAAGCAGCAGGAAAGGGAUUCUAAAAGUAAAGGAGGCGCUGCCAAUCAGGUUGCAGCGAGCUCAGAGGGGGCGGAGCGACAGGAUAAGCCACAGUUGGUUCGCCAGUCAACAUUCAUUAAAGAAGCGCCGAGCCCAACGCUGAAGAGGAAGCUGGAGGAAUCUGCAUCGUUUGAGUCGCUUUCGUCACCAAUGACAUCACCAACAAGUGUCACCGCGACAACAGUGUCAGCAGGGAGCACCGGAUUGGCUGCUGUUAACUGGAGGGCAAAGUCACCGCAGAGCCAAUUAGGAACCGGAGUGUCAGCAGCAGCAGCAGCGCGUAAACAGGAAAUGGGGCGCUCUCAUUCAGAGAGCCCAUCACGCCCAACAGAUGCUGCCUCAGCCAAUCAGGCGGUCGUGAUGUCAUCAUCAACAUCAUCUAGAUUUAGUCGGACAGGAACAUGGAAACGGGAAAACGCCAGCGGCGGUGGGGCAGGAAGUGGAAACGCAAGUAAACACUCGUCUUCGCUGCCACGCGUUGGGACGUGGAAACGGUCAGGGAGUUCAUCGUCUGUUUUGUCAGCAUCUUCAGAAUCCAGUGAAAAGGGGCGGAGCCUGGAUGGUGAGCCCGAGCGGCGGAGGAAGACAGGCUCAGCAAAUGGAAGAAGAGGGGGCGGGACUUGGCGGAAAGGAAGUGGAGGUGAAGAGCAGGAAGUAGCAGCAAUUGGCAGUGACAAAUCUGAAGAAAUUUGGGUGAAAAUGGAGGAUUGCCCUGUGAAUAGCUCACGUUGUAGCUCCGCCUCCUCUUUGCCAACAGCAACCAACUCCCCGCCAGUCAUUGACGGCACCAUAGCAACUGGGAAAACCCCGUCUUCCUCUUCCUGUUCGUCCAUUUCCUCCUCCUGUGCAGAGAUACGUUCGCGUUUACCGCCAGAAAGCAACCUGAAUUUGCGAAAAAGCUGCGAGAGCUUAGACAGGAAGUUGUCAUCAUCGUCUCUGUCGUCACCGGGGGCGUCGGGGGCGUCGGGGGACUUGGCUGGUAAAGUGUCAGAUUUCCCGCCGCAAAGAAAUCAACAGCAACAGCAGCAGCGAUGUCAUCAGCGCGUGGCAGCAGCGCGAGUUAGCCCCUUUAACUACACGCCGUCACCGAGGAAAAGUGCAAAUUCAGAAGGCAGCACAGCCGUUUCCACAGCAACAACAGCAACAUCGUCAACGGCUACCAGGCCGUCCAUGAUCCCGACGCCGGUCGCUGUGACACCAGGUGCAAAACGGCGGGAAACAAAGGGGGAGAAAGAGGAACGAAGUGGUGGCGGCGGCAGCGGGGAGCGCGGCUCGUACAUCGUGACAUCAGUGUGAGAAAACAGGCAGGAAGUGAAGUGCAUUUUUGGCGGGAAAUGUUGGCAAAUGAUAGCAGGAAAAUUCAGAGAUUGGAGCUGGAACAGGAACAGCUGACGCACAGAACGCUCCAACUGGCAGGAAAAAUGAGGAAAAUGUGUAAAUAGCAAAAAUCUUUCAUUCAAGGUGGAAACAGACGCCGCGAGGCCAGAGGUGGGACGGGAUUGGUCAGUGCAGACAAUUGUCAUCAAAUUGGGGUAAAAAGGCAGGAAUGUGUGUAAAUAUUAGUAAAAUCAUUUGGGAAUAACAGUAGAAAACAGCAUAAAAGCACGGCGUUUAACAGGAAGUUUGUGUUUAAAGGAGGAACAGGAUUGGUCUGCAGGAAACAGCCGUCAGUUUUAGAGGAAAAAGGCGGGAAAAUAUGUAAAUAUUAGCAAAAAAUCUGGGGAAAUAGAUGUUAGGUAACAGGAAGUUAACAAAUAAACAGGAAGUGUUGUGUGAGUUUCACUGUACAGCAAGCCAAGUUUAUUUAACAAGAAAGCCCGCCCACUUUGCUAUGCCCCGCCCCCUCUCCAUCUCCCUGUCCUUCAAUUUCUUUGAAUAUUUAAAAAAUCAAAAAAUCUGCAAAUUAGUUUUUUUAUACCACUAAACUGAUGUGUAACGCUUAGCUCCUCCCCUUUCCCCUGUUUCCCUGCAUGCCACGCCCCCUCCCUUAAUGAUGCACAUUACCAUGGUGACAUAACGAUGAUGAUGAUGAUGAUGAUGAUGAUGAUGAUGUUUUGGUAGCCGUAGAAUUGAAAUUCAGACACUAAUUUUCCUCUGUGUUGUGUUUUUGUUGGCCUGUUUUUAACGUUCAGUCGUUCCGAACGCCGCGGCGCCUCCUGAGCACGUAAAGCAACAUGUCACAUGAUUCUACAGGAAACAGGAAUGAUUGAUGAUGAAAUCCGUGUGAAGGAAAGGCGACACGGCUGAUUGGCCUGCAGACGGCCCAGAAAGCUGAACGUCCCUUUUGAUUGGGCGUCUGCCGGUGGACAAAACAUCAAAGUCAAAUUGAAUUCCAACAUCGUUCAUCUGGUUAGAACUGAAAACCAAAUUCAGGUGAAACGAUUUGAAGCGCAGGAAUAAAGCAGAACCUGUCCCGGCGUUCGGAACGGAUCUGAACCGAGGACGCUAACCGCUAACCGCUAACCGGAGGGCUUCCUCUUCUGUUCUUUUCUUUUCUUUUUUUUUUUCUUUUCUUUUGAGUUUCAGGGAUUUUCCCUUGGAGAUCAGCUGGUUUGAAAAAAAAAAUCAAAUUUCCUGCCCUGUUUUGGCAACAAUAACACUGUAAAAAACUUAAAUUAUUACUGUAAAAGUGACUAAACUGCAACUUUAAUGCACAUUAUUUACAACAGUUUGAGUUUUUGCCAAAAAUGUAAACAUCAUGCUUUAUUAAUGACGUCAUGUUGUUCAUGUUUUGUUCUGUCUUUUCCGUUUCACUCGUGUUCGUUUUUCUGUUCAUGUUGGAGGAAAAUUACAAAACGGCAAAAGUUUUGGCAAAAUGUAAAAUGAGACAAUAAACAAUAAAUGUUCAUGUUUUAGCUGCGAA